AUGCACUAUGACAGGUACUCACACCUCCUCGUCUCUAUUAGCGGUGUUGUCUUCCUUGGGACGCCGCAUCUUCUCGAGGGAGUCGGCAACCGCGCAUUCGGCGAGAGACUUGUCGGCAUCAUGAAGCUUGAGGACGCGGCAGGGUCUCUUAGCAACAAAUGCCUCACGAGGCUCAAGGAGAGCAGCCAUAUGUUGGCCGACCUGGCCGGUCGGUUCAACAGAACAAACCUGAGAGUCGACAUUCUCUCCGUGUUUGAGCAAAAGGUCACCAGAAUCCGGCAAUCCGGGGCUCUGCGGAGAUCCAAGACCAAGAAGAUGAUCCCACCGGCAGCUCUAGCAUCCACUCACUCAGGACCAUACACGUCUACGUACGUCAAUGCCGGAUCAAGCAGCCGGCAAGAGAUGCAAUCCCUCCUAGACAACUUCUCCACCAAGCAAGCCGACCCCAGGAUCCCCUGCUUCAUGAUGGAGACUCUGGUUAGGAACAAGAACUUUUUCGGAAGACAGGACAUCUUGACGCAUCUCGACGAAUGCCUCCUCCCCUCUGGCGAUCUCUUGGUAUCCUCCCAACCUGAACGUAUCCGGGUCGGGCUUUUGUGCGGCAUGGGCGGGCUCGGGAAGACCGAGACGGCGAUCGAGUACGCCUACAGCCGCAGGGACCGCUUCGACGCCAUCUUCCUGAUCCGGGCAGAGGAUACGUCCAAGCUAGAGGCCGACCUCGCCCAGAUCGCUGUGCGGCUCGGGAUUCAAGACCCCAACGAGCCAGACGACAAAGUGAUCAACAGGGGACUCGCUCUCGAGUGGCUGUGCAACCCCUUCAAGAUCGAUUACGAAGCCGGUGAUGCCGUGCGGGUCCCCACCUCCUGGUUGGUCAUUUUCGACAAUGCGGAUGAGCCGGACAUUCUCGCCCCCUACCGGGACAUCACCGCCAGCGGCGCCGUCCUCAUCACCAGCCGGAGUCCGCUGGCCAAGACCAGCUUCUCACCCCAGACCACCGAGAUCGAUAUCCGAUCCUUUGGCACCGAGGAGGCAGGCGACUUUGUCCAGAGCAUCACGGGCAUUGACGGCCACCUCGACGAAGCGCGCCGGAUCGGCGCGAGACUCGGCGGUCUUCCCCUUGCUCUGGCGCAGAUGGCGGGCAUCAUCCGGCUCGAGUUCCUGUCGUACACCGAGUUCCUCGAGUUGUACAACGACGCCGAGGAGGCGGCCGACGUGCACGGGACGGUGCUGCAGCCACUCCGGGCCUCGGCACGGGGCAGCCUGUCGACCGUGUGGACCAUCGAGAAGCUCUCCGCAUCGGCUAGGGCAGUUCUCGAGAUCUCGUCGUUCCUCGACCCGGACUGCAUCCAAGAAUCUAUGCUGACGCACGAGGUAGCUGCUAUCGACCAUCUGAUACCCGAAUUUCCCACGAAACGCGGCGCCUUCUUCGCCGCGCGCAAGCAGCUGAUAGGCUCGUCGCUCAUCCGGCACAACAAGGAGCUGGCCGAGUACUGGGUCCAUCGCGUUACCCAGGACGUUGUGCGCGCCAAGAUGGAGCCCGCGCGCCGCAAACAUGUUUUUGCCAACGCCGUCGCCAUCGUCUCGGCCGCAUGGCCCGCCACGGCGGUCGGCGGGCACGACGUCACCUUGUGGGAACUGUCCGAGAAACUGUAUCAGCACGUUACGAGUUUGAGUGACAUGUACCUGUGCUACCUGGAGCCUGGGGACGAUGGGUCAGACAUGGCGUUCGCAACUCUUCUCAACCGCGCAGGGUGGUAUCAACAUGAACGAGGCGAAUCGCGCGUGCAGCUGCCGGUCCUCGAGCUGGCGCUGGAACUAUGCCAGGGGAUCACCACCAUCGAUACGCGGGAUCUCGAAUCCGAUAUCCGCUACGCACUCGGGGCGGUGGCAAACGAGACCAACGAUGCCGCGUCGUGCCGGUUGCACACGGAGCGCUUCUUCGAAAUCCGGCUGGACGCGGCGGCCGAGACCGGGGCCGUCGACGAGAGGCUCGCCAGGUCCUACAAUCAGAUGGGCAUCGUGUGGAUGAUGGCUGGCGAGUAUAAGAAGGCCGAGGAGUCAUUUGCAACGUCGGCGCGCGAGUACGAGAAGAUCCCCGGAUACACCAAGGACAAGCGCUCCCUCGCGCUCGUGAACCUCGGAUUGGCGUACUGGCUCCAGGGUAGCUGGGAUCGUGCCUCCGAGAUCCUAGAGCUGGGCCUAGCAGACCGCGAGGAGCUCUACGGGUACAUGGACAGCCACAGCUUCAGGUGCGCGCGCGGAUCCGGGCCUAUCUAA
Molecule: messenger RNA, 2277 nt
Organism: Chaetomium fimeti
Lineage: Eukaryota; Fungi; Ascomycota; Sordariomycetes; Sordariales; Chaetomiaceae
Product: P-loop containing nucleoside triphosphate hydrolase protein
Exons: 3
Coding region: 1-2277 (758 amino acids)
Molecular function (GO): protein binding
Source: RefSeq, a predicted model, not a curated record